AUGACCCCAGUCGACUACGCGAAGACCGCCAAUGAGCAACUGAGGGCAUUGCAGCUAUCAGAAUACGUCGACUACGAGCCGUCACUGCUGCAGAAACUGGAGAAGUCAUUCACCGACGCGAACAUUUAUGAAACUCAAGGCGAGCAGUCGUGGUUCGUCAUGGGUGACCUUGACACCAGGACACCUAAAAUAGAGCCUGGCCUGUGGUUAAAGGGACUCAACAAGGCAUACCAGAGGCAGCACAUCUCUUGGGUAACAGACAACUUCGUAGUACUUGAAGACCUCGAGAUUUUGAAAAGGAUUAACGCUUUGUUUCUCGACUACACAGAAGUAGAGCUAUCGAUCGGAAUCGCCUGGAUGUUCAUCCAGUCUCACGUUUGGUUGGCUAUCGGAAGGCCGGGACUCAUGCUCCGUGACAACGUCGAAGAGAAAAGGCGGCUGGCAUGCCUGGAGUACGUGACUGCUCGCUUCGGGCUUCUCCCCUCCAUUGCACAUAUGAUGAAAGUUUACCCUACGGAAGAGGUACGCCAUGAAGUCCUAAGCUUUAUAGAAAAUGUCAGAACCCAGUUUAUUAAUAUCAUAAAAAAGACCUAUUGGGUAGAUCGCGAGAUACGGGAGACAGCGGCGCGCAAGAUAGAAAGGAUACAACUGAACACCCUGCCCUCAGAGGAGUUUUUUGUGGAUGAGGUCCGGAAGGUCCUUUACAAGCCAUUUCCUGACAAUACGCAGGCGGCGUUCAUGGAGGGAUGGUUGAACAGUUCGAAUGUGUACCAACGGCUACAAGUGAACAAGCGCUUUAACGAUGUCUACAAGAAGCAGCGCACAUAUCGCCACCAAGCGUACGUGUACACUUACCUACUGAAUACCGUGGACACUGCUUUAUUGGCAUUGGAACCACCGCUCUACUACCCGGGAGGAACGUUCGCCAUGAACUAUGCCACCGCGGGGACAUUCAUUAUGAGAGAGAUGAUCAAGAGCAUUGACCCGUCAGGCACGACGAUUGAUGAGCGUGGCGAGAGCAUUCACUGGUGGGGCAAAUCCGAAUCGGCCGAGUACAACCGCCGCCUCAACUGCGACCUCGGUCAUGAGGAAGGACAAACGGCGAUGAGCGUCAUCCCUGCGAUCCCGGCGCUCGAAGUGUCUUACACGGCGUUCAAGGCUGCCGCCGAACAAGAGGCAAGCACGGGGGGUGGUGUGGAGGACCUGAGACUUCGGGGCCUGGAUGACUUUGUCGACGAGCAAAUAUUCUUUAUGAGUUACUGCUACGUGUUAUGUGGCAAGGAAGAUGACGUCAGCCAGCGACAAGAGUGCAACGUGCCCCUCCGGCAUUCCACUUUCUUUGUUGAUGCGUUCCAGUGCCCUGAAGGGUCGCCCAUGAAUACGCCGAAGAAGUGCCCAUUCUUGCUCUCAGUGCUUAAGGAAUUGUGA
Rhipicephalus sanguineus (brown dog tick) is the source of this 1428-nucleotide messenger RNA. Its product is annotated as neprilysin-1-like. NCBI's taxonomy places the organism in Eukaryota, Metazoa, Arthropoda, Arachnida, Ixodida, Ixodidae. Gene Ontology annotation, molecular function: metalloendopeptidase activity. Gene Ontology annotation, cellular component: plasma membrane. The transcript has a single exon. The coding region runs from base 1 to 1428 and encodes 475 amino acids. Gene Ontology annotation, biological process: protein processing. The record is from RefSeq and is a predicted model, not a curated record.